[Candida] anglica is the source of this 933-nucleotide messenger RNA. Lineage: Eukaryota; Fungi; Ascomycota; Pichiomycetes; Serinales; Debaryomycetaceae. The record is from the annotation of a GenBank genome assembly.
GUUACAUUAUACAAAAGUAUUUAUCAAUUGAACUUCUGAUAAUAUAUUUAGUAUGCUCCGUUCUAAAUUAUCAUCACUUCGGGAAUACCUUACCCCUAUCAAUCAUAGUUCUAAUUUUGCCACUACCGGUGAAAUCUCACCAGAAGAAUUUGUUCAAGCUGGAGAUUAUUUAGUUUAUAAAUUUCCUACUUGGCAGUGGCUGCUGGCACCUGAGAAACUCCGGAAGGACUUUUUACCGCACGAUAAACAAUAUUUAGUGACAAAGCAUGUGCCUUCGUAUCAGCGAUGUGCGCUGUAUUUAGGAGUGGAUGAGAAUGGUGAAGAUGAAGAAGAAGAAAUUGAAGAAGAAAUCGAUGGAGAUGGAUGGGUCAAAUCUAAACGUGUAGAAAAGGUCAGUAAAGAUGAUCUCGUACAAGAUCUUGAAGGUGGACAAGAUAUUGAUGAUUUAAUUGAUGAAACUGCCGAGGGGGGCGAUGAUGAUGAAGAUUAUGAUCAAGAUGAUGACUUUCAACACCUUGGAUCGAACAACAACUCGUCAUUAAGGAAGUAUGAUCUUUAUAUCACCUAUUCAACUUCAUAUAGAGUGCCCAAGCUUUAUCUUGUGGGGUUCAAUUCUAAUGGGAUCCCGUUGUUACCGCAGCAAAUGUUUGAAGACAUUUCGGGUGAUUAUCGUGAUAAAACGGCAACCAUUGAAAGCUUGCCCGUUUCCUACAACACCACGUCAGUAUCGAUUCAUCCUUGUAAACAUUCAUCUGUGAUGAAGGUUUUGAUGGCCCAUGUGAAAAGAAGAGGUGGUGAAGGUGAAGAGACCACCGAGGAUGAACAACCUCUGAUUAGAGUUGAUCAAUAUCUAAUCAUCUUUCUUAAGUUUAUUGCAAGUGUUACUCCUGGGAUUGAAUAUGAUUACACUAUGGAUGCUCUAUAGAAUAAGAC